Saxophila tyrrhenica is the source of this 288-nucleotide messenger RNA. RefSeq lists its product as uncharacterized. The transcript is spliced from 2 exons. The coding region runs from base 1 to 288 and encodes 95 amino acids. The record is from RefSeq and is a predicted model, not a curated record. NCBI's taxonomy places the organism in Eukaryota, Fungi, Ascomycota, Dothideomycetes, Mycosphaerellales, Extremaceae.
AUGUUUGCCGGCAUGAUUGCGAGCCACGCGGAAGCCACCAAAGCUCUACGUGGCAAAGCGGGCAACACCCUCGCUGCAGCUGCAGCUGCUACUGCUCACACCGGUCUCUCCGCCACCUCCACCUCUGACAUCGACAUCAACACCGGCGCCAUUCGUAUGGACUCCAAGCGCGCUUCUUUCAGCAACUCACCUAACUCCGGCAAGGGCAGCGCGCACGGCAAGCUCGGCGGCCACGACGAGCGAUGUCUACCCGGGCUCGAUGAGCGCUGGUUCGGUGCGAUUGGGUGA